AGCUGGGUAACAUUGGAAAAUUGAUGUUGCAUAUCAAGUGUUUGUUAAUUCGCGCAGUAGUAACAAAAGUGUGAUAUUGAAUCUGGAAGUGCUUAUAUUGACAGUUACCUUCUCUGCUAAAAUAAAAACAAGUUUACUGCGUUACACAUUUCGUAUAAAUUAGUGAAUAUGACUAAGGGCAAAGCUGGUAGUAAAAAUGAGAUAGAAAAAGAGAAUUUAGCUGAACCCGCCCAGGCAAAUACAUCCGCUUUAUCUCCGGAAGAAUCAGAUAUCCAAAAGUCAAUCGAGAUAACUAUCAACAGUAUUGAAAAUUUGUCUACAGUUAAUAUGGUGGGAGGAGAGGGUAUCGAGGUACUGAUAAAAGUUCAGCACAAUGAUAAUAUGUUGGGAGAAAGUCCUUUGCUAAAAUUAGACCAGAUUGAAGAGGACUCUGUGAUCAACAUCGAUUAUAAUACUCUGUUUACAAUUGUAAUAAAUGAAGAGAGCAGCACGCAAACCGCAGUAUCGACGCCAAUUUUAAUAACCGCUUUGACAAAUUGCAACAGUAGCAAUAAUGCGACAAUGAAUACCAUCGAUUCAUCUGGGGAUGCCAGCAGUAAGGACAAGGCAAAGCGGAGUUCUGCCUUGAAACUGAAAAACUCGAAGGGAAAUCAUGAAUCAGUUAUUUUAGGAAUCUGCAAUUUUGAUCUUAUACCACUGUUCUUAGGAGAAGAAAGCCUGACAGAAAAACUGAUAUUGGAAGUGCCAUCGCUCAAUGCUAGUGAAGCAAUUAUUUCUUGGAGUAGCUUACCACGUUUAACUGUCUCGGCACGGUUACUGGAUAAAAACAUUUUCCCUCCUGAAAUGAACAUCAAUUUUCUGACAAUCACCGUCGAAAGCAUUUAUAACUUGCCAUCUUCUUUCACUGAAGAUAUGGACUACAAAGCAAGCACAGUCGUCUAUGCCUCAAGUGAAGUGCCAGAUGAUAUUACAUUUGACAGUGGUGUAAGGAUGAGUGUUCCUGAUACUGAAAAAGUUAAGUGUUGGGAAUCAUUAGCCCAUUUGGAAGGACAUGCUAAGUUCGCGAAAUACAAACUGAAUAGUGAUGUUACAAGAAAUGAACUUAAAAACGACCUUGACCUCAAGUUAUCAGAAACAGCACCCAGAGUACAGUGGAAUUCUAUGCGACGUUCGUUGCUUUUGCAUUCAGGAUCUGAAGAGAUGUUGAGCACAAUCAAAAGAGCUAUGUGGACGUUUCUGACCUCCUCUAUCCUGGCAACUGCAGGAGUAUCAACAGAGACUGAAUACGUACCAAGUUUUCCUGUAAUGUCAGAAAACGGUCAGCCUACAUUUGUCAUCAUCGAGUUUGAAUUACAUCAUUCAUUGCAGCCAGCACGAACAUUGGCAGAUCUGACAGGCAGUAAUUCAGUACAAUUCUUAAGCAAUAUUUACAGCAUAGACAAGAUGGUACACAGUUGUAUCUUACCACCAAUACCAUGUACAAGUGAUCUGGCUGAAGAACAGUACUCAAACUGUAUCAGAAAAUUAGUAGACACACUUUGCGAAGCAUACCAGGAUUUUAUUCAAAACCAUAUGAUACCUAGUGCAUCUCAGCAGAGACCCCAUAAGAUUUCAUCAUCUGUAGAAAUAUUUGGUUCAAAUGAAGGAUCUAACAGCGGGAAAAAAUUUGGUGACGAUAUUAAUGUUGGAUCAGGUGAUCAGAAGGACUGUAAAUAUAGCUACAUUAAGGAUGACAUUGCUUGCUUUGUACAAUAUCUACAUGACACAGGAUCAUAUUUGACCGUACGUAGUACACUGAAAAGUAAAAUAAUAAUGCUACUGGAUCAAAAAUUCAAAAUAGAAAUGUAUAUGCUCGGUAAAAAAGAGUGUCAGAACUUUGUCGCUACAACUUAUAUAUACCUGGUCGAACAAAUGCAUCGCACCUUGAAUAUAGUUGUCGAGGGCCAGAACGCCAGAGACUUGUUAAAUGGUAAUCCUAUUGCAAACGCAAGUUUCUUUGCAGAAGAAUCAUGUGCAUUUGAGUCCACAGACGAUGCACGUACAGAGUAUCUAAAUAUAAUAGAAAAGGAUAAAAAAAAUCCUGAUAGUUGGGUCGAGUAUGCCGUAUACUUACUUCGCAUUAAAGAUAUAGACCGUGCCACAGAAUGUUGUCGCGAGGCCAUUGUAUUAGACAAAAAGCAUAAAAUCGCAUUACUUUUAUAUGGCGUAAUUCUUUGUCAUAAAGAACAGUACUGUGAUGCAGAGGUUUUUCUUCAAACUGUGACAAAAAUUUAUCCUCGGUUUCCCGAAGGAUGGGCUAUUCUUCAUCUCUUUUAUCUUCGAACGGAAUACUUCCUAGGUGCUGAUGUCACUAUUCAAGUCGCACUAAAGUGCAUGAAAGACAAGGAUUUGGAUAGCAUUUCCACCCAUUUUUUGAAUCGCGAUCCAUUGGUUUGGACAGCAUUAAAUUAUCCAAAGAAUAGAAUUUAUCUUGUAACAGCAGUUUUACUGUUGAAAAUGUUUUGCUUGGAUUUUGCAGGCAUAGCGCUUUCACAAGAAUUGUUAGAAAUGGGCAGAACAAGACAUUUUCUGUAUUUUAUGGCUACACAACAUUAUAUGGAAGAUAGAUAUGACGAUGCAAUAUGCCAUUUACAAGAAAUAGUAAGCUUACAUGGAAUGGAAUACUCAGUGGCAAGCUUAAUGGGACAUUGUCACUUGAAAGUGGGCAACUUUGACCAAGCAAUGUACUGUUACGAAUUUGCCAAUUGUUCAUUUGAUCGUCCUGAAGACCUACAUCUUGCACAGCUAAGAUUGGGAUACCUGUAUCUUGACACUGAUAAAUACGAAGCUGCAAGAAAACUUUUCCUUGUUGUUUGUAAGAAUUCACCGACAUGUCGGUCAUGGCUUGGUGUAGGAAUUGCCUCUUAUUACUUGAACGAUAUGAAAAAUGCUGAAAAAUCACUGACAGAAGCUAAUAAUUUGAGCAUGCAUAAUGCUGAAGUGUGGGGUUAUCUAUGCUUAGUGAACAUGUCAUUACAGCGUUACGACGAAUUUCUCCAAUGCUAUAGACAAGUUUUGAAGAACAAUCUGUCGAAUGUACGGGUAUGGACAAUGAUAAAGGACCUAAUGGACAGUCUCGAUUAUGUAACUCCUAUGUUAACCAUUGAUUCCAAAGAAAGUUUUAUGCACGAAUCACCAGAAUUUGAAGGUGGCCAGGAUUGCCACGAGCCUGACGAUAACUGAGGAAAUUCAAGAUUGCAUAUAUUCCUGCAGCAACCCGUAGGUAUGUUAAAUAAUUAUUUUAUAUCAAGCAACGACUUGGAAAGUAUCUGGUUUAACUUAUAUUUUCAUGAGUUAUUUUGUAUUAUUUGGGAAUAAUUAUACCGUAUCCACAGCGUUAACAAAUGUAAAAUUACAGGCUCUAUCAAUAACAAUGAGUUACGUGUAAAGAGUAAAAUUACCUUACUUGCAAGCACCUAAGUAUACGGAUACAUAAAUUGGAUUAAGGUGUACCAUGCAUUUGCAACUAUCACACGAUGACUGUGAUGUUGAAUGCUAUACAGUGUAUUACUUCUAACAUGAAAAUUAUUCAUUUCUUAUUAUAAAAAUGGUUAACAUUCUUGAAAUUUAUGGAAGCUGCAGUUUUAAUAACCAACAUAAAGUAUUUAGAUAGUACUUUUGUAUUGGUGA
Messenger RNA from Neodiprion fabricii, 3669 nucleotides. RefSeq lists its product as uncharacterized. Gene Ontology annotation, cellular component: motile cilium; extracellular exosome. Gene Ontology annotation, molecular function: protein binding. Bases 169 to 3222 code for a protein of 1017 amino acids. Gene Ontology annotation, biological process: cilium movement; cilium assembly. The transcript is spliced from 21 exons. Lineage: Eukaryota; Metazoa; Arthropoda; Insecta; Hymenoptera; Diprionidae. The record is from RefSeq and is a predicted model, not a curated record.